AUGGGUCUCGUUCGCAGACUGCUGAUUUGGGCAGCCAUUGAUGGCGUCGUCCUCCAGGCUCACGGUCCUGCAGAGCACCCAAAAGCUCUUCAGAUCGACUACAAGAGCCGACAGGUCAAGGAGCUUCAGAAGUCGGAUGCAUUGGCGAAGAAACCAGCGCCUUUGGAAGCUCACGGCAUAGUCGGAUUGCUCUCGAUUGCCUCGUCGUCUUUUCUCAUCGCAAUCACUCAACGGGAGCAAGUUGCCCAAAUAUUCGGCAAACCCGUCUAUGUCAUUACCGAUGUUGCCAUUCUCCCCCUGUCUUCGCAGAAAGCAGCGUCCCUGGCCAUCACCACCGCCCUGGAGUCUCAAACUACAGAAUCGUCCACAACUGACACCGAUACCGAUGUGACCGACACAGAGGAUCAAAGUACUAGGCUAGAGGACCAGGAAGAGCCUGAGACUCCAAUAGAACAUACCACCCCUCAGCAAAAGAUAUCCAAUCCCACCAGCAUCGCCAGAGAUGUCAUUGCUAACCGAGGCCAAUAUGGACGAUUUGCUGCCCAAUGGUUUUCCAAGCAGGGCUGGGGCGGAGGCAAGACCUCAGGGACCACGUCUGACCCUGUAGAUACGAGUGAUGCCUCACAGACGGGGACUAGGUCCAGUCCUGAAGCAGAAGCAGCGGUCGCAGCGAAUCAACCUGAAGCCAGUGGCAACAUUGAAGCACCAGAACAAACCCAUAACAAAGACGCCGAGCAACUGCUCAACGACACCUCCAUCACUGAGGCGACCCCCAAGAUUCUCAGGAGGACGAAGAUGAUCUUGACCUCGGGCAGUUACUUCUUCUCGUACGACAUUGAUUUGACGCGCAGGCUAGCGGUCAUGGAGGCGAGCGCGACUGCUCCUUCACGUGAGACUCUCGACCCUAUGUAUUGUUGGAACCGACACCUCCUAGGUCCAUUCAUGGAUACCAGGCAAGAUUCAUUCAUGAUGCCCAUUAUACAAGGUUUUGUGGGACAGAGGACUUUCACAGUUACGAAAGCAGAGUCAGAGAUUCCAAACUCGGCCUGUGUGGUGGACGCCGAGCAUGGCCAGCAAUCGACAGGGGUACAACACGCCAUAAAUCAUGCUAAACAAGAUCUUGCCAGCAUCAGCACUGACAUGCAAUCCUACCUCCUCACGCUGAUUUCGCGGCGAUCCGUCAAGCGAUCAGGCCUUCGGUACCUCCGACGUGGCCUCGAUGACGAAGGCAAUUGUGCCAAUGCUGUGGAAACUGAACAGAUUCUGUCUGCUCCAGAUUGGUCUCCUUCUCGGCGAAUACGAUCGUUUGUACAGACGCGAGCCUCUAUUCCCCUUUACUUUUCCCAGUCACCCUAUUCGUUGAAGCCGACACCGAUGCUCCACCAGUCAGCAUCCAAAAAUGAUGUAGCCAUGAAGAAACAUUUUCAGGAUCUUCGGCGACGAUACGGUGGAGUUCAAGUUGUCUGCUUGGUGGAUAAACACGGUCCUGAGAAGAUCAUCGGCGAUGCCUUCGAGAACAAGGUUCACUCCUUGCAGAAGUCUAAUCAACUUGAAGACGUCCAGUAUGAGUGGUUCGAUUUCCAUGCCGAGUGCCGCGGUAUGAAGUUCGAGAAUGUCUCAAAGCUUGUGGACAAGCUCGAAGAUACCAUCAAGAAUUACGGGGAGACCAUGAUCUCUGGAACCGGAAUCGAGACAACCCAGUCCGGGAUAAUCCGUACGAACUGUAUGGAUUGCUUAGACCGCACCAACGUGGCACAGAGUGCUUUUGGACAGUACAUGCUUCAGAAAGACCUGGCUAGGGAAGGGUUCGAGAUUGAUUUACUGCACGAUGAGACCACCACCUGGUUCAACACCCUAUGGGCUGAUAACGGAGACGCCAUAUCUCGGCAGUAUGCGUCUACGGCAGCACUGAAAGGGGAUUUCACACGAACCCGGCGGCGGAACUAUCGUGGAGCCUUGAAUGAUUUCAGCCUGACGUUGACUCGAUACUACAACAACAUGGUCAAUGACUAUUUCUCUCAAGCAGUCAUUGACUUCUUACUUGGGAAUAUGUCAUGGAGAGUGUUUGAAGAUUUUGAGAGCAGUAUGAUGAGUAAAGACCCAGGCAUAUCUGUUGAUCAAGCUCGGCAAGCUGCGAUUGAGAGUUGUGCAAAACAGGUUAUACAGGAGAACGACGAAGAUCUUAUUCAGGGGUGGACAAUGCUAACGCCCGCACAUGAGAACACUCUGCGGACCCUGCCAUUCGAAGAGGCGGUGAUCCUGUUGACCGAUGCAGCUCUGUACUGUUGCAGGUUUGAUUGGACCACCGAAAAACUUGCCUCUUUUGAAAAAGUUGACUUGCGCUCUGUCUCCAAGAUCCGAUAUGGGACGUAUAUCACGUCCACUUUCAGUGAAAAGCAGAUGAAGGAAGAGCUGAAUGCCGGGGUUGUGGUGAUAUAUCAUCCUGGAAAGGGAAACACCAUUCGGACGAACACGAGAUCCUUACAAAACUACGUCGCGCCUAAGGCGGAUGAAUCUGAGAAUCGAAUCGACGGAGGAACAGGGAUCCUGUCUUGGCUUAGUCCCAGCCAUGCACCGGCAUCGAGAAAGUUGGCCAUGAAGGUGAUCCCGGCAGCGACGACAGACCCGGAUGGAGUAGUGGGAAUCCAGGCUGAGGCACCGUUAGCGGUGGCUGAGAAUGUGGCAGGUGAAAUUCGACGAGCUCUCACAGGGAGCACAGAACAAGGUGAACAGCAAGGAAACGACCUGGUAGAGCAGUCAGCCAUUAUCUCGUUGGAAGAAGCGAAGAAACGUACCGGAUAUUUUGAGCAGCUAGGUCAUUCCUUGAAGAAGAUGGUGUGGACCUGA
Messenger RNA from Fonsecaea nubica, 2847 nucleotides. RefSeq lists its product as hypothetical. The coding region runs from base 1 to 2847 and encodes 948 amino acids. The record is from RefSeq and is a predicted model, not a curated record. Gene Ontology annotation, cellular component: endoplasmic reticulum. Gene Ontology annotation, biological process: phosphatidylinositol dephosphorylation. The transcript is spliced from 3 exons. NCBI's taxonomy places the organism in Eukaryota, Fungi, Ascomycota, Eurotiomycetes, Chaetothyriales, Herpotrichiellaceae. Gene Ontology annotation, molecular function: phosphatidylinositol-4-phosphate phosphatase activity.